UGUUACGCUUUUCUUUCUAGCAGUCAUGGUGAAUUUCGCCCAAGCUGUGCGUGAUCACUGGGUUCACAUCCUUGUUCCCUUAGGAUUUGUGAUUGGAUGCUAUUUGGACAGAAGGAAUGAUGAAAAACUGUCUGCCUUUAGAAACAAGAGCUUGUUAUAUAAAAGAGAGUUGAAGCCUGGUGAAGAAGCUACAUGGAAAUAAAGGCUGCUGAUGAAAUG
Pygoscelis adeliae (Adelie penguin) is the source of this 219-nucleotide messenger RNA. It is a transcript of the gene NDUFB1, whose product is annotated as NADH dehydrogenase (ubiquinone) 1 beta subcomplex, 1, 7kDa. The transcript is spliced from 2 exons. The record is from RefSeq and is a predicted model, not a curated record. The coding region runs from base 26 to 202 and encodes 58 amino acids. Gene Ontology annotation, cellular component: mitochondrion. Lineage: Eukaryota; Metazoa; Chordata; Aves; Sphenisciformes; Spheniscidae.